AUGAGACUCGUUUUGAGCUGCCUAGGCGUGCUCAUGCAGCUCGCCAUCCCAAUCUUGGGCAAGUCGUGCAGUAUACCGACCGCGAAGACGAUAAAUGGUACUUACCAAGGCCGUAGAUUAGACGGUUGGAACCAGGAUGUCUUCCUCGGCAUUCCCUACUCGCAGCCUCCCGUCGGGCCAUUGCGGUAUCGUUGGCCUCAGAGCAUCAAUGAGUCUUUCACGGGUGUGCGCAAUGCGACGGAGUAUGGAUACAACUGCCGCGAGUACAAGUCCGCAGUCCUCCAGGCCCAUGCCUCAGAGGACUGCUUGACACUCAACGUGGUGCGGCCGUCGGGAAGUCAUGACCAUCUGCCCGUGCUGGUCUGGAUCUAUGGCGGAGGGCUCUAUACGGGCUCUACGGCGGAUCCCCAGUACAAUCUCUCGGGCAUCGUCAAGGUCAGCCAAGACAUGGGCCAGCCCAUCAUCGCUGUCGACAUGAACUACCGCAUGAAUCAGUAUGGCUUUUUGCAGACACCCCAAAUCCUAGCAGAGGGUUCGUCGAACGCUGGCCUGCUCGACCAAAGACUAGCUCUGCGGUGGAUCCAGGAGAACAUUGCUGGCUUUGGAGGUAAUCCAAGGAGAGUGGUGGUCUGGGGUGAGAGUGCUGGUGCCCAAAGCAUUGCCUAUCACCUCUUCAGUUACAAUGGUCGCGAUGACGGUCUUUUCCGUGGAGCUAUCAUGGAGAGCGGUGGCCCCACGGGAGCACAGGUGCAAGAUCUCUCAUACUACACCUCUCCUGUCGAGAACCUGACACGGACUGUUGGCUGUGUGGAUGCCAAAGACCAGCUUGCUUGCCUCCGGGGAGUGAACGAGAACAAGCUCUACGGUGCUAGUCCACAGACUGUCUGGAACCCUCUGAUUGACGGCGAUUUUCUGACGGGCUACCCGAGCCAACUCAUUCGCGAAGGCAAAUACAACCGCGUACCUCUCCUGACUGGGGCGAACACCGACGAGGGCUUCGCCAUCUCGGGCAAGCCUGACACGGACCACGACAUGAUCCACAACGCCAUGUUGUGGAGGAUGUACGCGCUCUCCCCGCCCACUAUUCGCAGGCUCCUGGAGCUGUACCCCGACGACAACUGCAACGCGCCGCCGUUCUGGCUCACAAACUGCACUUUCUGGCCCGACAAGGGCAGGAUGUGGCGGCGCGCGGCCAACAUUGGGGGCGACGCAGUCAUGAUAUCGGGCCGGAGAAAGAUGUGCGAGCUGUACACCGAGGCCGGGCAAGACGUCUACAGCUACCGGUUCGACACGCUUCUCUACAACAGCAACCCGCUCGAGGGGGUCAAGCACUUCUCGAAUGUGGCCUUCAGCUUCCAGAACAUCACGGGUCUCCUCGGGCCGAGCCCGGAGUACGAUAAGCACCUGAAACUGGCCAGGUCAAUUGGCAUGGCAUACGUCAACUUUGUGUACAAUUUGGAUCCGAACCCAUCGUCGAGCGGUACUGCUGCCAAGCUGGGCGCGCUGGAGCUGCCGCGCUGGCCCAAAUACAACUUGGCAAGUCCAGCAAACAUGGUGCUCAACGCGUCAGGCCCGUUUGUGGAACCGGAUACGUUUAGAAAGGAGGGCAUCGCGUUCUUGAAUAGUCAUGAGGUGGCGAGAGAGCUGCUGUCUUGA
Thyridium curvatum is the source of this 1656-nucleotide messenger RNA. RefSeq lists its product as uncharacterized. The transcript has a single exon. Bases 1 to 1656 code for a protein of 551 amino acids. The record is from RefSeq and is a predicted model, not a curated record. Lineage: Eukaryota; Fungi; Ascomycota; Sordariomycetes; Thyridiales; Thyridiaceae.